Nematocida homosporus is the source of this 2152-nucleotide messenger RNA. RefSeq lists its product as uncharacterized. The transcript has a single exon. The annotation marks the transcript as partial. The record is from RefSeq and is a predicted model, not a curated record. NCBI's taxonomy places the organism in Eukaryota, Fungi, Microsporidia.
AUGUCUUAUCUUGAAAUAGUUAAAGGUGUGAAUAGAAAUAGGAUUUAUCGCGGUCGGACGAUUAGAUAUAGAAUCGUGAUUGUGUUGUGUUCUUUAGUGUUAGUGUUAGGUAGUGUGAGAUGCUGGAGUAGUGAUGAGAGUAGUGAUGAUACGAGUAGCGGUGAGAGUGGUGAUAGUGACUUUGCUGGGCAGGAAACAAUUGCUCCGGUGGGUUGGGUAAACUCACCUAAGGUGACUAAAGAUCUAACUGCAAUUGGAUUUUCGGUUCAUCCUAAGAAGUGUCUCGUCUAUGUUAAGAGGCACAUGACUGAAGAAGUAACGGCGGUGGCCUCGGACUCGACUGUAGCUUUAAGUCCAACUAGCCCCACCGAAAACAUUGAUAAGUAUAUGGUGACGUGGCCUGGGCCAAAGUUAAAAUUCACGAUAUCUAAUGACAGCGACCUAGAAAAACUACGCACAGUUUUGAAUGAUAUUACUGUUUUCAUAUCCACUAAGGCCGUGUUUGUUUAUAACCUAGAGUAUUCAGAGAAGUGUAAAGACAAAUUAAAAGUGAUAUCUCAAGUCAUCAACAUGCUAAAGUGUAAGGAGCUGGAGCUUAGAAUAGAGUAUUAUGAUUCAGCACUAAUCCGCCCCCUGAAGUCGGUUGGCUUAUAUCCUGAGUUGACCGAACUACAAGAAACAAUCGAUUGUGCUGCUUCGAAUCCAAAUCGCAAUCUCACAGUUAAUGUCUGUUGUUUGAACCCAACUAGGGUAGAUCUUAUUGGGUUAAUGUUGUCCCAGCGGAAGCUAGUUGCCAAACUCACUCUGAUAGUGACAGUAAUCCAAGAUCGAAAACGUCUUCUAACCUAUUGCGCAGGCUCGACCGCAGAGAGCUAUGAAAAUGAUGUUGAGGACAGCACCCAUAUUGAUUUCACAGCUCUCCACAAUCAAGAAAUCCAAUGCCAAAAGAUUGUUCUUAUUAAUGAAUCGGAAGACUUAACAUUAACUGGUCUUGAGAAUGCUACUCAAGACAUUCAUUCCGAAAUAGUUCUAGAACUGCGUUGGGAGACUCUUCUCUGUCUUAUUAGACGCAAUAAUCCGACCAUCAAUGUUCAUACUAUUAUAGCUAUUGUUCCUAAGUCUACUAAAGACCUAUUCCAACCAGAUCCUCUUCAACAGCAACUACAUUCUACUCCCCGCGCCUUUGCUACUAAAAUAUCUAUCAGAAUAUCUACCCAGAAAUGUUGGUGUCUCAAGGACACGUAUGACAAAUAUUACACCCCCGAAGUAUACGCCAAAUAUGGUAUAUCUGUUGGCGAAUGCACAAUUGAGUAUAAGAACAGACAAGAUGGCUUGUUACAUACGUUAGAGGUCCUUGAAAAGAAUCUACGUGUGAAUUGUAAGAAGUCGAUAGAACAUGUCCAGAGUUGUGGGAUCAAAUGUCCUGCUGAAGAUCGCAGCAAUAACAAAUUGGAACUUCAAGAACCAGUUGAUAUCAACCUUAGGGCUUUAUAUAAGACUAAUCUGUAUGUUUAUGCCGAUUAUGGUCUUGUCGCCGGCCCAGAUGCUCUUUUUUGUCAGAAUAUACACUAUACAGACAUCAACAUUAACGGAUGUGAAGAUUAUAAGGAUAGCGAGAUCUGUCGAUCCCUUUUAAGCCUAUUCGUCAAUAUUGCCGCCCACACGCUUAGAUUUUCGAAUUUCGGCCUUGAUGCAUUCCACACCUUUGACCUAUCUAAGAUAGAAGGAGGUAACGCACUCCCUGAAAUCCUCCGACGCCACCUUAAUCUCAAGGCUUUGAUACUAGACAAAGUUGAUGAUAACCUUGUUUACUGGAUACUAAACAACUACACAUUUGCCGAUUCUAUGGAACUGCAUAUCCUGAACCAAAUCUACAAUAAUCUUAAUAUUGCCCGAAUUCUCUCCCUUCCUAUAUGCCAGAAGAUCUCUAAACUUGUGAUCAAUGACUUUGUUAAAUUAGAUGAGGUGAAGUUAUACAAGGAGUAUAAGAAAGAAGAUAAACUCACUGAACUCCCACUAUUCAACUACAUCGAAACAAUGAAAGCCGAAAACAAAACCACCACGGAUCUUAGUCUUAACAAACUGGUGUUGCAACUGGAAGGUCUUGAUUGCAAUAAGUAUACUGAAAUCUUAGCUGAGUUUAAUGAUAUUG